AAAUGCCUAAUGAACAGUGGAAAUCAUAGUGAAAUUCAAAGAAAUUGCCAUAUAACAAAAGAAGUUCUGUUGGAUCAUGUGAAGAAGCAUAUAAAUCGAGGUAAAGACUACCAAGCUAAAGUGAAGAAAUGGGCUGAUCGUGAGAUCACUGAUGAAGAACGAGAAGCGAUUCCGGAUCGUGACGAUGCCGUGUUUGAUUUCGAAGCAUACGAGUUGCUAGCAUGCAGUCAAGCAGUACCACGGCCUGGACGGAACAGGGAGCUCGCAUUGCAUCUGCUCAUGGAAAACAAGGGCAAUAUUCAAGCAGCCGUCAUGGACUUGAUGCGUUCAGAUACACUGGAUUGGGAACAGUAUCCUAUCAUCUACAACAAUAUCUACAAUGAUACUGAUCCAUGGACACCCGAGGAUGUGCAAUCCUUUCAGGAUGCCAUCUAUAAAAGCGAAAAAGAUUUUCAUCAAGUCGCACGUGAUCUCGGCAAUAAAACGGUGAAACAAUGUGUUGAGUUCUAUUAUAUGUGGAAGAAAGCAUGUCCGGAUGAUUAUCGUAAGCUGAGGAAUUUGAGACGGAAGCGACAGUUGCUUGAGAUGCAUCAACAGGUUGGAAACCUUCUCAAAUCUGUUGUUAUCGAGGGUUCAGAGACAUCCGAGGCCGAAUCUGAUGCCACCUACCCUUCGUAUGCUACUGAUCAAGACCAAGUGCUCCAAGAUGAAAGGUUUGCAAAUCUUUGCUUGUUCACCGUUCAUCGAACGCCAGUCAAGAAGGGUGCUCAACCGUCUGCAGAUGGUUAUUUCCAUUGUCGACUCUGUGAUAAAUGUUUCGAAAAGGUGAAAAGUUUGAAUGCUCACAUGAAAUCGCAUGCAAUGAAGGCUCGGGCGGAGGCUGAAGCUCAGGCUCAGUUGAACUUGCAAUUCGGUGCUCAAGCGCAGCAAGCACAACGAACCGUUCAACAGGCUCCACAAGCGCAUCAAAACCAGCAACAUUCGCAAGCCCAUCAGCAGCAUCGUCACCAGCAACAGGCUGUUGCCCCAACACCCCGCACUCCGGUCUGCGAUAAACAACCCACUGUCGUCUCGCCCAACAGCAGCGCCACUGUACCGAGUAUCGCCGCCACAAACAGUGCCAUGGCGGCCGCCCAUCAUAAUGCCCUUGCGCAGAGUCCGUUGGCUCGAGUUGCGCAGAAUCUCUCACAGAAUCCGUUUGGAGCGUUAGCGCAACCUGGUCUCGCGCAAGAUCUAUUCGUUCAAACGUCCUUAUCUGGUGAUCAGUUGGCGCAGAGUACACUAAUGCAGAGUCCCUUGGGGCAGGCUUCGUUGGCCGCCCAUUCAGCCCUGGGGCAGUCGCUGACUGCAGCCAGUGUUUUGAGUCAACUACCUCAAGCUCAAGCUUUGCACUUCUUGAAUACCCUUCACCAUCCGACUCUAACACAAUGA
Messenger RNA from Anisakis simplex (herring worm), 1431 nucleotides. Lineage: Eukaryota; Metazoa; Nematoda; Chromadorea; Rhabditida; Anisakidae. The record is from the annotation of a GenBank genome assembly.